ACGAAAAGCAGUUGUACCCUCAUCUGACGAGCCAUCAGCUCUAGCCUCCAGCCAGACAGCUUCAAGGCAUCCUGCUCUAGGUCAGAUUAUUCGUUAGACAACCCUGACAUGGAGACAGCCCCAACCUUCACCUUGCUGCUGUGCUCUGCCAUCCUGCUCUGUGGUGACUGGGCGUUGGGUGGGCCCUGCAUGCAGAGGCACUUGAAGCGCCACAAGAGAGAAUGGGUCGUCCCAGCACAAAAGCUCAAGGAAAACUUUGACUACACCGACAGGAAAUACGUUGCCAUAAUUCGAUCAGAUCUGGCGGAAAAGGGGGAGAGACUCUUCUAUACCCUGUUUGGCCCUGGAGCUAACAAGGAUCCUGUCAAUCUGUUCACUGUGGGAGAGAAUGACGGGCUUGUCCGCAUUAGAGGGAUUCUAGACCGAGAACAGAUACCCAAAUACACAAUGACUGGUGUGGCCAGAUUUCAAAAUGGCACAGUGGCGGAGGAAAGAAUUGACUUGAACAUUGAAGUGGUGGAUGAAAACGACAACCCACCUGUAUUUGACAUACAGGCGCCGGCCACUGUCAUAGAGUCCAGCCCUCCAGGGACAGUGGUUACCAAGGUAACUGCCACCGACGCUGAUGAGGCCAACUCUCUCCACUCCAAGAUCUUCUACAGCAUCACCAAGCAGGAGCCGACUGAUGGCGCCAUGCUUUUCAGCAUCGACAGGAACACAGGAUUAAUCUCUGUCAAGAAUCCAUCGAUUGACAGAGAGAAACACGAUUCUUACCUUCUGACCAUCAAAGGAACUGAUAUGGAUGGAGCAUCCAGUGGCAACACAGGCACAACUCAAGUGAAAAUUCAAGUUGUGGACAUCAAUGACAACCUCCCAGUUCUGGAGAAAGAUGAGUACUCUGGGAGCAUUACUGAGAACACAGUAGACGUAGAGGUCAUGAGGUUCCAGGCCCUGGACUCAGACCUGGACAAAACAGACAACUGGCUCGCUGAAUUUGAAAUCGUCUCCGGAAACGAAGACCAAAUCUUCAGCAUUCACACCGACCCCAGGACCAACGAGGGGGUGCUCACUCUUAAAAAGCCUGUUGAUUUUGAGUUGCAUCCUAACUUACAGUUAGGGUUGGUGGUGACAAACAAGGCACCUUUCGUUGGUGGGGCUGGGGGCGGUGGGGGCGGGGCCGGGGUUGCAGGUGGAACUGGCGGUGGAACUUGGGGUGGAACUGGCAGUAGCACUGGAACGGUCUCCAGUGGAGCAUCAGGGAGUAAGCCGGUAGUUGGAGGCGGUAAAAGAUACCCUGUGAAGAUUGCUGUGAAAAACCUUCCUGACGGCCCUGUGUUCAGGCCUGCAGUCAAGCCUUUGUCCAUAUCAGAAAGCCCAGGAGACAGUGUAUCUAAAGUGAUCGCUACUUACAAUGCCUUAGACGGAGACACUGGAGAACCAGCAGACAAUGUCCAAUAUGCUAAAGGUUUUGACCCCGACAACUGGCUGUCGGUCAACCCGGACACAGCUGAGAUCACACUCAACAAGCAGCCGGAUCGAGAGUCGCCGUACCUGGUCAAUGGGACAUACUACGCUAAGAUACUCUGCUUGACCAAAGACAUGCCCAUAAAGACAGCGACAGGAACCAUCGCUAUACACGUGGAGGACUCAAAUGACAACUGCCCCGUGCUAAUCAGCACGCAGGAAUACCUGUGCUCCGGCACGGAGCUGUUCAACGUCACGGCGAAAGAUAUAGACGCGAAUCCCAACGGAGCCCCUUUGAAAUUCACGCUGGUGUCUGAGGAGAGCAUGGGGGCGUGGAUGGUGGAGGAGAUAUCAGACACCAGCGCCUCUCUCAGGGCCAUGGAGCCCUUGUGGCCCGGCCUGUAUGACAUCACCCUCAUCAUACAGGACCAGCAGGGGCUGGCCUGCCCGGAACCUCAGCACCUCCUGUUACAAGUGUGCACCUGCUCCUCCUCCAACAACAGGACCUGUGGGGUCAAAGGUGCAGCCGGAGAGAUGGCGGGUUUAAAGGGGUCAUCGUCGUUCGGACUGCCGGGGAUCGGUAUCCUGGUGUUGGCGUUUCUGAUACUGCUGUUGAUGGGCCUUCUGAUGCUGACGUUUCCCUGUGGGGGCGGAGGAACAAUGUUUGUCGAGCUCCCCUUCGAGCCCAAACAACACCUGAUAUCCUACCACUUAGAGGGACAGGGGGAAGACAGGGAGGUGCCUCUGCUGUGCACCCCAUGGAUGAUCUCUGCCCCCCAGACAACCCCCAUGGGGCUGAAGGGGGCCAACACCACCAUGGCGGUUCACAACAUGGCUGCCGUGUCCAACAUGAGUGCCUUCGGAGGCACGUACCUUGACUAUGAGCAGACAGAAAUGGUGGAGGUGGAUUCCAUGGACAUGACCUGCUUCCAAGGUAUGGCGGUGCACAGCGUUGACCUAGACGACGCUCUUCCGGAUCGGAUCUUGGACGAUUACUACUCACAGAAGACAAGCUGUGCGGCACAGAACUACGCCCAGAAGGACAGCCUGUUGCUGUACGACUACGAGGGCCAGGGUUCUCCUGUGGGCUCAGUGGGCUGCUGCAGCCUCCUGGAAUCUGACAACGACCUCCAGUUCCUCAGUGACCUGGGGCCAAAGUUCAGGACCCUGGCUGAGGUCUGCACGGGUGAGAAGAUCCAGACCGAGUUCAAACCCAUAGUCUCCCCACCUCCGCCGCCUAGGCCCGCCGCCCUCCUCGCAUCCACCACCACCACAAAAGUGACAGUGGCUUCCAGCGCCGCCGUCGCCGCCCCCCCGCCCCCAGCGCCGGUGAAGCACGUGGAGAGCACAAUGGUGAAGGAGUCGGAACGUUCCGGAACCCUGAGGGAGGGCACGGCAGGUCAGAACCAGACCAUCCUGGUGCAGCAGCCUGUUCCUCUGUCUCCCCCUGCUGGUCAGACCAUCCUGGUGCAGCAGCCUGUUCCUCUGUCUCCCCCUGCUGGUCAGACCAUCCUGGUGCAGCAGCCUGUUCCUCUGUCUCCCCCUGCUGGUCAGACCAUCCUGGUGCAGCAGCCUGUUCCUCUGUCUCCCCCUGCUGGUCAGACCAUCUUGGUGCAGCAGCCUAUGUACUACAUCACCACCCCCAGUAUGCAGCCUAUGCACUACGUUGUGGAGCCACAGGUCCACAACACUGUGCUGGUGGCAGAGAGGCCCGCUGCCAACCUGCAGGGUAUGAUAGUGGUCAACGGACCCCAAGGAUUCUCUCCAGGCCUGGUUAUCCAAGGCAAUAGGGUCAUAUCAGAGACCUCAACCUCUGGCAUAAGAACGACCAGCCCUGUAAGCCCUACCAGGCCCACUAUCACCACUAACCCAGUGAUGAUGGCUCCAGGGAGCCCGGUGAUGAUGGCUCCAGGGAGCCCAGGCUGGGUCCAGGGCUCUGUGCCCACAGGUGGCUGGGCCACAGUAGGCAGCACCUCAGAUGGUAAAUAUAUGAUAGUGGAGAGGCAGGUCAGAACCGAAGCACAAGGCUCAAACCCAGGUGUUCCUCAGGGCACUCUGCCCAGAGGUGCAGUCCUGGUCCAGGAGGCUGUUCCCCCUCAUGGGGUUUUAGGCCCAGCAGCCCAGGGUGGUGUGCGUGGCAUUCUGCCAGGACACACCUUAACGGGGGGGGUGGGGCAAGUAGGGAUGGGGUUGGUUAGGGUGGUGCCGGUUGGUGUUGGACAGCCUAGAGUGGGGCAAGUUAUGUUAGGGCAACCAGGGGUGGGGCAAGUUAUGUUAAGGCAAGCAGGGAUGGGGCAAGUUAUGUUAGGGCAACCGGGGAUGGGGCAAGUCAGGGGGAUGCAGUUUGGGGAGGGGCAAGUUCUAGCAGGACAGACAUCAGUGAGGCAAGUUUUACCAGCAGGCGUUGUGCAAGCUGGGAUCAGUCAGGUUAGUGUGGGUCAGAUGACAACAGGUUUUCAGGGUGUCCCAGUCUGUGCCCAGCAGGGGCCCUUACUGAGAGGGGGCAUGACUGGUCAUGAGGGGCCAGAAGUGAUAGCACCAAGACACACUACACCUCCUGAGGUCUUAACAACACAGACCAACACUAUAUCCGAGAGCCGCUUCCCUUUUGAAACUGCCGCGUCUACAAACAACGAGCGGGGAAAUCCGUCGCUGUCCGAGGAAGAUGGAGAGACACCUGAAGACGUGUCGGAAAGCGAAGACGCCGAAGAAGAGUUCUCAGAAAGCGAGACACCAGCCGUGCCUGUUCCUGAAGAUCCAACUCUGGAAGACCGUACUAAGGAGGAGGACGCAUUGGAGGCUUCCCCACUGACGACUGAGAUUACACUGGAUGAGGGUCCCGGGGAGGAGCCCUUGGUGUUAGCAACCGAGGCCUCGGUACGGCAGAGCGAACAGCCUGACUCACUGGGAGAGGAACGAGCAGAAGAAGCCGCUAACUUAGGCUUUGCAGAUGAAAGUAUUUCCCCGAUUGAGGUAUCUGAGGAUCUCCAUGAACAGACUGCGGAGGAGACGGUGUUGGAGAUCAGAUCUCCUGUGGAGGAGUCCGUGGAGGAGGCUGAAAGCCAGGGGACCGAGACCCAGGAGGACGUUGAUCUUUCUGAUGAGGGGUCUGGUGAAGAUGCUUCAAUGUUGGCCCAGAGGUCCACACAUGAGUGUUCUCUGUCAGGAUCUGACAUAAUCGAUCUAGUUGCGGAAGAUCAGUCGGACGAGGAAGAAUCAAGAAUGCUGGCUCAAGAAGAGGAAGUGAUGUCAGGAUUUUCCCAGGAUGAGCCCACUGUUGGUGAUGUUGAAGAAAACCUAGAAGAGGAAUGUCCUGAGGAAAUGGGGUCAGAGGUACAUCUAGAUCACCUUACAAUGGGAGUCCUUGUCAUCCCAACUGUUACCAGUGACCUGGAAGAAGUUCUGUCUGAAUUUGAAGAAGUGGGAUCAGAUGCAGAUUCAGAUCACCUCACAGUGGACAACUCACUGGGAAACCAAGAAGAAACACGUUCAGAAAAGGAACUUUCACAGUCAGAUCUGCAUGAAAACCCCUCAGCUGAAAACAUUACAGAUGGUGGGGUAGAGCAAGAAAAUCUAGAACAAGGCACAAUAUCACAUCAAAAUGAGUCUGUAAAUAGUAUUGGUGAUGAUCAGGAAGUAGGGGAGUGUAUAGAAGAGGAAGUGACAUCCUCACUGCAACAUCAGACAUCAGAAGACAGUUUUGGUGAUGACCAGAAAGAAGAGUAUAUAGAAGAAGAAUAUACUAAAGAGGAAGUGAUCUCAUCACUGCAACAUCAGACAUCAGAAGACAGUAUAGGUGAUGACCAGAAAGAAGAGUAUAUAGAUGAAGAAUAUACUAAAGAGGAAGUGAUGUCAUCACUGCAACUUCAGACAUCAGAAGACAGUAUAGGUGAUGACCAGGAAGAAGCGGAGAAUACUGAAGAAUAUCCUAAAGAGGAAGUGAUGUCAUCACUGCAACAUCACACAUCAGAAGACAGCAUAGGUGAUGACCAGAAAGAAGAGUAUAUAGAAGAAGAAUAUACUAAAGAGGAAGUGAUGUCAUCACUGCAUCAUCAGACAUCAGGAAAUAGUAUAGGUGAUGACCAGGAAGAAGAGGAGUAUAUAGAAGAAGAAUAUACUAAAGAGGAAGUGAUGUUAUCACUGCAACAUCAGACAUCAGAAGACAGUAUUGUUGAUGACCAGGAAGAAGAGCAGUAUACGGAAGAAGAAUACACUAAAGAGGAAGUGAUGUCAUCACUGCAACAUCAGACAUCAGAAGACAGUAUUGGUGAUGACCAGGAAGAAGAGCAGUAUACGGAAGAAGAAUACACUAAAGAGGAAGUGAUGUCAUCGCUGCAACAUCAGCCACCAGGAGAGUAUAUUGAAGGACAGAGUGCUCAAGGGGCGGAAAAAGAGGUCGGGUCUGACCAGGAUGUGGAAAUAUCUCCUUCUGUAGAGAGUGAGGGUCUCCUGGAGGAGGAAGACCAGACAAAGAUCAUCCAGGAUGUUGAGAUCUCAGAGGAGACAGAGACAGUGAUUUUGCCCCCCACCGACAUGGCCUUAUCAUCCCAGUCCUUUGAGGAAGGGGGAGAAUCAGAGAACGGUCUUGUUGUGGGUGAAGUAUUUAAUGCAGAAGUUACUUCCACAGUGGAGGUAGAGACAGAAUCGACCUCUUCGAUGCCCAAGACAGAGAUUGUCGCAGUGGCAGAGCCCGAGGGAGUGUGGACUGAUGGGCAAACAGUGGAUGGAGACUCCAGUCUGGUGGAAGGCGUUGAACCAAGUUCAGAAGCUGAGAAGGUGGAGUUGGAAAGCACAGGACACGCCAACAUUUCUGCCACACCAAGUGCUGAGGGGACGCUGGUGCCGGCUGCUGAACACCUGCAAAUAGGUGAGCUCUCACCGGCCCGGGAUGAAUUUGGAGAUGCAGAGGUUGUCGAGGUGCUGGAAGGGGCAGUUAGUACCACAGAGGUAGCAACAGAACCCACAGACACCCAGGGCGGCGUGGAGACGGCUGGGGCCACUGGUGGGGAAACAGGUGAAGUCACUGCACAUGUGCAAGAAGCCACGGUUCCAACUCCUCGGAACAAACUGAGGAAAAGUAAAAAGGGCUCCACCAAAAGUCCCAAAAGUCCAACGAGUCCUUCUCGCAGGUGCAGUCAACAGUGAGAGCUUUGCAGAAAAUGUCCUCAGAAGUAUUGCUUCUGUACUUGUCCGGGGGUUUCUAUUAUCGAGAUUCUUGUCUGUUGGUAUUUUGGUUUAUUUGCUUUUUUUAUGACAAAGUUAGAGGCUUAGGUAUAAGAUUAACAAAAUGCUUUAUUGGUAAAUGCUUAGAUGCUGAACAUGUUUGUACAUGUCCUUGUGGUGCGUGGAAUACAUUUAAAAGCCUCUUCUGUGCUUUUUUACAUGAUCAAUUGUAGAUGUUGUUGAUAUUUAUACUGCAUUUACAGAAUAAAUGCCAAAAUGUCAGUGGUA
This is a messenger RNA of Osmerus eperlanus (European smelt), 6915 nucleotides long. RefSeq lists its product as uncharacterized. NCBI's taxonomy places the organism in Eukaryota, Metazoa, Chordata, Actinopteri, Osmeriformes, Osmeridae. Gene Ontology annotation, molecular function: calcium ion binding. Gene Ontology annotation, biological process: homophilic cell-cell adhesion. The transcript has 17 exons. Gene Ontology annotation, cellular component: plasma membrane; desmosome. The record is from RefSeq and is a predicted model, not a curated record. Bases 109 to 6609 code for a protein of 2166 amino acids.